Trichoplax adhaerens is the source of this 1419-nucleotide messenger RNA. RefSeq lists its product as uncharacterized. The record is from RefSeq and is a predicted model, not a curated record. Gene Ontology annotation, biological process: early endosome to late endosome transport; protein targeting to lysosome; endosome to lysosome transport. Gene Ontology annotation, cellular component: late endosome; extrinsic component of endosome membrane; early endosome. The transcript has 18 exons. Bases 1 to 1419 code for a protein of 472 amino acids. NCBI's taxonomy places the organism in Eukaryota, Metazoa, Placozoa, Uniplacotomia, Trichoplacea, Trichoplacidae. Gene Ontology annotation, molecular function: phosphatidylinositol binding.
AUGGCUGCAAACUCCGCGAGGAUAGAGUGUGACGACACAAUCCCUUUAACUUGCUCGAUAGAGAAGGCUAAUAUUAUCGACUCUCACGUUGAAUAUGUGUUAAUAGUGCAACGUGGAUCUAAUCCGGAAAAUUUCUGGAAGGUUCAGCGUCGCUAUAAUGACUUCGUAACACUUCAUGCAGCAUUACAAAUCUCUGGCAGGGAUUUACCUUUACCUCCUAAAAAGCUUUUUGGAAAUCUAGACAAAGACUUUGUAGCAAAGAGAAAGCAACAGUUGCAGGUAUACGUCAAUGUAAUCCUGGAAGACCCUUUCCUAUCACAUUGUCUUACGGUCAAGAAAUUCUUCGACCCUACUCGCUAUACUAUAGACUUCUACGACAUUGCGUUACGGAACGUUUCUAUGUUCUUCCGAUCGGAUCAAACUUGGGACAUUGUUGAAUCGCUGAGGAGCAUUGGCUGGAGACUGCGUAAGAAUUAUUUCUUAGUAAAGUCAAAACAGGAUAUUAAAGCAUCGAAAAUGUUAUCUUGGGCAGAUAUUGGCCACUUAUCAAAGAUAUCUAAUAAAGAUCGCCAAUCUGUCCUAAAACUACUACCAACUAUGCAGCAUCCAUACAUUCAGUCCGUACUGCUAGCUGACAGUAACGACUUAGGAGGUGUUAUUAUCAGAAACUUCAGCAUGCAAGGAUCUCUUCGUGAUUAUAUUUGUAAGACUAAGAUAAAGCAACACUACAUAAAGAAAUAUGCGAAUCCAAAAUUAUAUCACGCAUUACCUCUUCCUGAAAUUAAAACGUUUGGUCGUCAGAUAUUAGAGACUAAGGAAAACGAAGACUCAUACUGUUUCGGACGCGUUCUAUAUGAAAUGGCGUUCGGAGAGCAGUUAACGACAGCAGCUCUAGAAGCAGUUCCAGCUAGGCUAUUCUGUGACGUUAUUUUAACCGCCGGAAUCGAAAAACCAACGCUGAAGAUACCUAGCAAAUUAAAAGAAGUUUUACGAACCAUCCAUGAGCACAGCGAACUUAAACUACGAGAAGAGCAGAAAAUAUUGAGCCAAUUUAAGCGAUUUUCGAAGGUACAAGCUCAACAGCCGUCAAUAGAAGAACGAAAGAAAAAGCGUAAGAAUGGGAAAGCGAAGAAACCGCAGUCUGAUGCAAGCGACAAUCAGCGCGAUCAACCGAAUACUUCAUACGUAGAAGGUGCAAUGAACUUUAUUAAAUGCUCUAAUCUUAUGCCUUGCUACGAAGUCAAAGCAAAGCCAUCUGAAGCGAUUGACGACGCAAAUUUGAUCCGAUCAUGCGCCAUGCACAAUGCACAUACUUGCAAUAAGGAUCUUCUGCAUUAUCAAUUCAGACUCGCGUACUAUACUAUAGUGUCACAUAGCAUAUAUCAGGGCUAUUUUAUGAUCAUUGAGGUUAACAACUAA